UGGGGUGGGGCCUGCUGUGCAUUAAUAGGUCCAAGAAGUUUCAGAAGACCUGCCUAUCACCUUUGGUUAGACCUUCUGAAAAACAGACCGGCUGCCUGGACGAUGCCUUCACCACGGCCAAACUUCUGUCCACUGGCCACAUAAUCUGGCGUCCCCCAGUCAACACACAGAGGAGGGAUGGCCAACUCCUCGGAGGAUGGAGGCCCGCCUGCCACCUUCAAUGGGACAAACUCUACCUGUUGCAUAGGCAACACUACCAAUUCCACCUCCGCCUCUGAGGAGCAGGCGCCAGACUUCUAUGUUGUCCUCCCUGUGAUUUACUCCAUCAUCUGCGCUGUGGGUCUGACGGGCAACACCGCGGUCAUCUACGUGAUCCUCAAGGCGCCCAAGAUGAAGACCGUCACCAACAUGUUCAUCCUCAACCUGGCCAUAGCCGACGACCUGUUCACGCUGGUCCUGCCGAUUAACAUCGCAGAGCAUCUCCUGCAUUACUGGCCGUUUGGGGAGGUCCUCUGCAAAGUCAUCCUGUCCAUAGACCACUACAACAUUUUCUCCAGCAUCUACUUCCUCACCGUGAUGAGCAUCGAUCGGUACUUGGUGGUCCUGGCCACCGUCCGGUCCAAGCGGAUGUCCCACCGUACGUACCGGGCAGCCUGCAUCAUCAGCUUCGGCAUCUGGCUCCUGGUCACCCUCAUUGUCUCCCCCUUCUUCGUUUUUGCCAACGUCUAUAAAGAUGACUUGGACAUCACAAGCUGCGGACUCAAUUUUCCCAGGCCUGAAAGACUUUGGUUCAAGGCAAGCAGGAUCUACACGCUCAUCCUGGCCUUCGCCAUCCCCGUGUCCACCAUCUGCAUCCUUUACACCUUGAUGCUGUACAAGCUGAGGGGCAUGCACCUGAACUCGAAUGCCAAAGCCCUAGACAAAGCCAAAAAGAAGGUCACCAUCAUGGUUUUCGUCGUGCUGGCAGUGUGCCUGUUCUGCUGGACGCCGUUUCAUCUCGCCACUAUUGUGGCUUUGACCACUGACUUGCCCCAGACACCUGUGGUCAUUGGCAUCUCCUACUUCAUCACCAGCCUGAGCUAUGCCAACUCUUGCUUGAAUCCGUUCUUGUACGCCUUCCUGGAUGACAGCUUUCAGAAAAGUUUCAGGAAGAUGCUGGAAUGCAGAGCUGCUUAAAAUAUGUAGCAUUUCUCCCAGAUCUCUGCUAGCAUCCUGGGGAUGUUGAUCCUGGCUUUGGAUGAAAACUACAAACUUUUCAGUGUGCAUUUCUGAAGAACUUUAUGGCUGUACUGUGUUUAAUUUUAAUU
Messenger RNA from Varanus komodoensis (Komodo dragon), 1307 nucleotides. It is a transcript of the gene NPBWR2, whose product is annotated as neuropeptides B and W receptor 2. The transcript has a single exon. The record is from RefSeq and is a predicted model, not a curated record. Gene Ontology annotation, cellular component: membrane; neuron projection. Gene Ontology annotation, biological process: neuropeptide signaling pathway. The coding region runs from base 178 to 1176 and encodes 332 amino acids. Gene Ontology annotation, molecular function: neuropeptide receptor activity; neuropeptide binding. Lineage: Eukaryota; Metazoa; Chordata; Lepidosauria; Squamata; Varanidae.